AUGACGAUUCUUGGACUGCCACCAUCACUCUAUCCCACGUCGCCGGCGCACUUCGACAUUGAGAAGGUCAUCCGGCCAAACAUCCUCAACCUUCAGCCCUAUCGGUGUGCACGAGAUGACUAUUCGGAAGGAAUACUCCUAGAUGCGAAUGAAAAUGCUCUCGGACACUCUAUCCCACAAUUCAACGGUGAUGCAUCAAAAUCAGCACCGGAAUUAGAGCCCGAAUUGCAAGCCACGCUCUCGCUCGCCCUGCAUCGCUACCCCUCACCGAGGAACGACCAAAUCCGCGAGCGAAUUGCGGAACUGCGUGGUCUACCCGGACCAGAUUAUGUGUUCCUCGGUGUUGGCUCGGACGAGGUGAUUGACCUUCUCAUGCGCGUCUGUGUGGCGCCUGGACAGGAGAAGAUCCUCAUUACGCCGCCGACAUAUGGGAUGUAUAGCGUGUGCGCACAGGUGAAUGAUGUUGGCGUGGUCAAGGAGCCUCUAGAGCUCAGCGGGGAGAACGGAGAGGGCGGUGAGCGCGGCCGAUUCUCACUUAGGAUCUCGGAGAUCAAGAGGGCUGUAGCUGUGGACCCGACCAUCAAGCUUAUCUUUCUCUGCUCUCCAGGCAACCCGACUGGCACGCUGAUCUCUCUUACCGCACUGCGCGAAUUGCUGGAAUACAAACCGUUCAAGGGUAUCGUCAUCGUCGAUGAGGCAUACAUCGACUUUGCGGGCGGGUCAGGCAGCGCGGUGCCGCUCAUCAAGCAGUACGCCAAUCUGUGUGUAAUGCAGACACUUAGCAAGAGCUUCGGGCUCGCAGCGAUCCGCCUGGGCAUGGCCCUCGCGCAUCCGGCACUUGUACAGAUCCUUAUGAAUACAAGGGCGCCGUACAACAUCUCGGCUCCGACGGCGUCGCUCGCGCUCUCGGCGCUCAGGCCAUCCGCGGUCGCGGCUAUGAGCGCGAAGGUGGCCGUGCUCGUCGAGCAACGUGCGGUACUAUUGCAUGAACUGGAGAAACUUCGGCCGCUCGGGCUCGGUGCUGCGAUCGGUGGGAACAACGCGAACUUUGUGAUGGUGCCGGUGUUAGAGAAGUGCGGGAGCGGGCUGCCGGACAAUACGCGCGCACACAGGAUAUAUAAGACUGCGGCGGAGGAAGAGGGCGUUGUCGUGCGGUACCGUGGGGGUGAGCUGGGAUGCGAGGGCUGCUUGCGGAUCACAGUGGGCAGUGCAGAAGAGAACGUUGUCGCGCUGCGCAAGCUGGAGGGGUUGCUGAAGAAGCUAUAA
Messenger RNA from Laetiporus sulphureus 93-53, 1266 nucleotides. RefSeq names its product histidinol-phosphate aminotransferase. The record is from RefSeq and is a predicted model, not a curated record. Bases 1 to 1266 code for a protein of 421 amino acids. Lineage: Eukaryota; Fungi; Basidiomycota; Agaricomycetes; Polyporales; Laetiporaceae. The transcript is spliced from 3 exons. Gene Ontology annotation, biological process: L-histidine biosynthetic process. Gene Ontology annotation, molecular function: L-histidinol-phosphate:2-oxoglutarate transaminase activity; pyridoxal phosphate binding.